This is a messenger RNA of Spodoptera litura, 917 nucleotides long. It is a transcript of the gene Cpr49Ae, whose product is annotated as Cuticular protein 49Ae. Lineage: Eukaryota; Metazoa; Arthropoda; Insecta; Lepidoptera; Noctuidae. Gene Ontology annotation, molecular function: structural constituent of chitin-based larval cuticle. The record is from RefSeq and is a predicted model, not a curated record. Gene Ontology annotation, cellular component: chitin-based extracellular matrix.
ACAAUCGGGCGCACACGCCGCGAACUAAACCACAUGGGAUAUAAUCAUUGCUCAUCCUGAAUUAUCAAGUGCUUCAUACAAUAUCAUAAUGAGGGUUUUAAUUCUGUUAGGAGUCGUGGCAGUAGCGUUAUCAGCACCGCAGGGGCCUGCAGACAAAGUCAUAGCAAUCGUCUCACAAGAGUUCGACCAACAACCAGAUGGAUCUUAUCGUUACAGCUACGAGACUGAAAAUGGCAUCAAAGCAGAAGAGGCUGGUACACUGAAGAAGGCCAGCGGUCCCGACGCUGGUGACGUCAUCGUAGCUCAGGGAGGUUUCAGCUACACCGCUCCUGAUGGCACCGUUAUCAAUCUGAACUACAUUGCUGAUGAUGACAAUGGCUUCAAACCGGAGGGUGCUCAUUUGCCGACUCCGCCACCAAUACCGCCUGCAAUCCAGAAGGCGCUCGACUAUCUUGCCACACUCCCCCCACCACCACCAUCCAGGGCUUAGAUCUAUACCCAGACCACGGGCUGAUGCCUAAACGACCUGACCAUCCUACGUACCUGUAACCCCACGAAUACUCGUAUAGUCUUGCAAAUAGAAUUUAAAGCUUUUGAAAAAAUAAUGUAGAAUUUAUGCAACAUUUUUACAUGUUUUAUAGUAAAAAGGAUCUCGUUAUGCGUUCUAUGCAUUACCAGUCUUUUUUAGAUAAGCAAAUGUUAUUUUUUACAAUAAAUAAAUCUAAAAUUUACAAAGCAUAUUUAAAUUCUGUUUACGAAACUGUACUAACAUUAAAACAAUAUAAUAUAGUAAGCAAUAAAAAACAUAUAAAAAAGAAUGUACAAUGACUGAACUGUGAUAGAAAAUGAUUGAGUUUUGAGUAAAAUGUUUGUAUAUUUAUUUAAAUAAAAGCAAAAUCAGUGCCAAAGAUGCAUUG